AUGCGCAGGGCCGCGCCCUUUUUUCGGGCACCCGCCUUUUUCUCCCCCGCCAGGUCAAAGGGGAGCCACUGUGGCGAUGGGGUUGCUGGUGAACCGCAUGAUGGCGGCGGCAACGCCGAUGGCGCGGGACGUUUCCCCGCGUGCUCUUCUAGGCGUCUGACGGAGGCUCAGCGUGUCUUAGCCCCACUUCCGCACCCAACGCAGUUGGAGACGGUAACCUUCCGUGGGGAGCCGUGGCGUCGGGCAAUGUGUCAGCUUUACCGUGUUAUCUUCAAGCUGCAUCAGUCACGUCUGCUUCCCAUGCAACGCGAGUUUGGUGACCGCUUUGUGCAGGUGGAGUUCCAGCGGCACAUGGACGCCAGCGAGAAGCACGCACGCAUUUUCUACCAGUCUUGGUACGGGUAUGUGGCACAGCUGGAGGCUGGCCAGACCUCACGUGAGCUUACGGAGGAGGAGCUGCGUCAGUUGACGCCGGAGCAAAAAGAAAAACUUCGCGAGUUGCGAGGACACGUGAUGCAGGUGCGUCAGACGGACUCGGACUUUGUGCUCUAA
Messenger RNA from Trypanosoma conorhini, 552 nucleotides. RefSeq lists its product as uncharacterized. Gene Ontology annotation, biological process: succinate metabolic process; mitochondrial respiratory chain complex II assembly. The transcript has a single exon. Gene Ontology annotation, cellular component: mitochondrial intermembrane space; mitochondrion. NCBI's taxonomy places the organism in Eukaryota, Euglenozoa, Kinetoplastea, Trypanosomatida, Trypanosomatidae. The record is from RefSeq and is a predicted model, not a curated record. Bases 1 to 552 code for a protein of 183 amino acids.